AUGGAAGGUAAGGAGCAAACGGACGACGAGGUGCUGAAGGGUAUGUUGAGCCGGCGUUUUCAUUAUGCCAAAGCACACCGGAGCAGUACUUAUCAUCACACCUUUCGAACGAAAACACGAUGGGAGCUGGUACGGCUGUCACUGCUAAUCGUCGGCAUCGAGUGUACGUACGCGACUGAGACGGCCUUCGUUGCGCCAAUUCUGCUGGCCAUCGGACUGCCCCACACAGUGAUGACGAUGAUGUGGGCAAUGCCACCAAUUGUUGGCGUGCUGUUUGUGCCGGUUGUAGCGUCCGUCAGCGAUCAGCUACGGUUUGCUUGGGGCCGACGAAGGCCUGUCCUGCUGAUUCUUGGCAUUGCGAUGCUGCUCGGUAUGAUGCUACUUCCGCACGGGCGUCUGAUUGGCGAAAUGAUUGGAUUGCGAAGUGUCGCGUGGAUUGCCACUAUCACCACUAUCGGACUAACGACGACCGACUUCUCGGCGGAAGCGUCCAACGGGCUGUGUCGGACGUACGCCAUGGAAGUGUGCACGAUACAGGACCAGGCCCGCGUUCUCAGCACAAUGAUGCUGAUCGGUGGUAUGGGCGGAAUGCUUGGGUAUCUGUUCGGUGCGAUAGACUGGAGCGCCCUCCCGAUUGGCCAGUACUUUGAAAGCAACGAAGCCGCCGUCUUCACGGCCAACUGGAUCGUGCUGCUGAUAGGAUUGGUAAGCACGCUGACCAGCUUCGCGGAGAUACCACUGCCGGUGCAGGAAGAGGAUGAGCUGCUACGACCGGUCACGCACUGGAUGCUACAGAACGAGGUGAAGCGCAUGCGGGGCGACGAAUAUGCGGCCCAAACAAACCUUACCGAAAGCAUUGGCUUCCGACAGUUUGUACGCAACACAUUGCAGAUGCCACGCUCGAUGAAGAUCCUAUGCCUGACGCAGUUCCUGUCCCACAUGGGUUAUCUACCGUACUGUCUGUACUUUACCGACUUUGUAGGCGCGGAAGUGUUUCACGGCGAUGUACAGGCUCUGGAGCAUUCGCCAGCAUUUGUGCGAUACGAGGAAGGACUGCGCUUUGCCUGUUGGGGGAUGGCACUGUUCGCCGGCUGUGCCUCACUGUACUCGUUGGUGAUAGAAAAGUUGAUUGAUCGGGUCGGUGCAAGACCCGUGUACGUUUGUGGCUUGAUGGCACACUGUGUCGGCAUGUUGGCGAUGGGUUUUCUGCGCAACCGAGCCAUGGUGAUGCUGUGCUGUUCGCUUACCGGUAUCAUGUACGCCACCAUUUACUCCAUUCCGUUCCUGCUGAUCUCCCACUAUCAUUCGAAAAACUCGUUCCACAUGAAAGAUGGCAAGUGUGUGGAAAGUGACGAGCCACGAGGUUUCGGAGCAGACGUGUCGAUGAUGAGCAGCGUCCUGUGCCUUGCCCAGCUAAUUGUUUCACUGGUGAUGGGCGUUCUAAUCGAUGCAGCCGGAACGACGGUCGUGAUCACAUUCGUUGCCGGUGGAUGCGCCUUUUUAGCUGCCUUGUCCGCGAUGGCGGUACUGUACAUGGGGCUGUGA
This is a messenger RNA of Anopheles marshallii, 1545 nucleotides long. RefSeq names its product solute carrier family 45 member 4-like. Gene Ontology annotation, cellular component: membrane. The record is from RefSeq and is a predicted model, not a curated record. Lineage: Eukaryota; Metazoa; Arthropoda; Insecta; Diptera; Culicidae. The transcript has 5 exons. Gene Ontology annotation, molecular function: sucrose:proton symporter activity. The coding region runs from base 1 to 1545 and encodes 514 amino acids.